Molecule: messenger RNA, 1047 nt
Organism: Brassica oleracea var. oleracea
Lineage: Eukaryota; Viridiplantae; Streptophyta; Magnoliopsida; Brassicales; Brassicaceae
Exons: 1
Coding region: 1-1047 (348 amino acids)
Source: RefSeq, a predicted model, not a curated record
AUGGAGGGGAAUCAGCGCCACGCUAGAGCUAUUGGCACCUAUGAUCAGCUUCAUAUCCAUGGGAAUAGGAUGGGCUUUAGAGCACCAGCUGUGGAGAACAACAACUUUGAGAUCAAAUCCAGCUUGAUCAACAUGAUAGAGAACAACAAGUACCAUGGUCUUGCUUUGGAGGAUCAACUUGAUCAUUUGGACAUGUUUGACAAGUAUUGUGGUUUGUCCAAGACCAAUGGUGUCUCUGAAGAUGCUUUCAAGCUGAGAUUGUUUCCAUUCUCCUUAGGAGACAAAGCUCACACAUGGGAGAAGAACAUCCCAAGUGACUCUAUCACCACUUGGGAUGAAUGCAAGAAGGCUUUCCUCAACAAGUUCUUCUCUACUUCAAGGACUACCAAGCUUAGGAAUGAGAUCUCUGGGUUUCAACAAAAGAAUCUUGAAGGCUUUGGAGAAGCAUAUGAGAGGUUCAGAGGCUACUUAAACCAAUGUCCACACCAUGGCUUCACCAAAGAGAGCUUUCUUAGUACUUUCUACAUAGGUGUUUUGCCUAAGUAUAGAAGCCGGUUUGAUACUGCUAGCAAUGGUUUCUUCUUGGGGAGAAAUGAAGUAGAUGCUGAGGAGCUUGUAGAAAACAUGGUUCAGAGUGAUUCAGCCUACAGUGAUGAGCUUGAUAGGAGCAACAGAGGCAGUGAAAGAGAUUAUCAAGACACAAAGAGAGAGCUGAAGGCUCUACAAGAUAAGAUGGACUUGCUUCUUUCAGAUAGAGCCAAAAAAAAGAAAGUAAACUUUGUUGGUGAUCAUAAACAAGAGGAAAUGGUUGUGAUUAAUGAAGUUGAUGGUCUAGAAGGUCAAGAAGAGCUAUGUUUCGUUAAUGCUAAUGGGACAUGGUACAAGAAGGAGCUUCACUUUCAAUACCAAAACAACUACCAGCAAAAGCCUUUCAACAACAACCAACAAGGAAGUUACCAAGGUAGCAAAAACUACUCUCAAGGUUUCUCCUCCAAAGGAAAUCAGUCUACACAAGGCCAAGCCGGAUCUUCUACUCCUGCUCCAUAA